Lathyrus sativus (Indian pea) is the source of this 450-nucleotide messenger RNA. Lineage: Eukaryota; Viridiplantae; Streptophyta; Magnoliopsida; Fabales; Fabaceae. The record is from the annotation of a GenBank genome assembly.
AUGGAUGAACAUUGGAAGAGAAGUGGCCAAAUACCAGCUUUUGGGAACUGGGAUUUCGCAAACGAGUUGCCGAUAACUCAGUAUUUUGAGAAUGCGAGACAAGCUGGUUUGAUUCGUUACAGUUCUUCAUCUGGUGACACUGAUCCUUACCUGCAUGGAGGAGAUCAAGAUCUUUAUGGGGUUGAUUUUAAGAAACUUGGAAAGGCGACGAGGAACAGAGAAACAACCAUGAGAAAACAGAGUAAAGUGUACGAUGUAACUGAACAUUCAACGAAGGCAAUGAAGAACAAGAAGACAUUACAUGUAAACGACGUCGUAGUUCGUAAGUCUCCAAAACCAGUUGAUGAAGAUCUCUAUAAAAUAUCUCCUGAACUUGUUCGCACUACCAGACGGAAAAAAAUGUUGGGUUUCAUUUCCAAGUGUCUGGUCCCUACUGCUUGUGUUUCAUGA